Molecule: messenger RNA, 816 nt
Organism: Clunio marinus
Lineage: Eukaryota; Metazoa; Arthropoda; Insecta; Diptera; Chironomidae
Source: the annotation of a GenBank genome assembly
AUGAAGGGUGUUUAUUUCGUCAUCCUUUUCUACUUAUUCAAAGUUGCUAUUUCUGAUGAGGAUCUCAAAGUGGCUUGCAUAACUCAAUAUUUAAAAGAGCAAGGACGUUUAGAUGAAGAUUUUCCAGAAUCAAAUAAAAAUGAAUGUGCUUUGGUGCUUCCUAUCGUUUUCCCAAUUUUAAAAGAUAGAUUUGCAACAAAGAUGUCGGAAAUUAAAUCUGAAUGUGUUUCAACGCAAUUGAAAACAGAUGGACUUGUGGACUAUCUAAUGAAGGAAGAAAUAAUCAAGAAUCUUACCGAGUUCUCUGCUCAAGAAGUCACAAAGAAGCUUGAUGAUACAAGACAAAUAAUCAGAAAUAUAUUAGAAAAUGCUGCUGAAGUGUGUGGAAGCGAAAUAACAUAUGAAGAUAUUCAUGAUAAAUAUUUGCUUAUUAUGAACGAAACCAAAGCCAUAGCAAUGUACUGCAUGCUCACACUUGUCAUCGAUACAGGAAUCAUUGACGUUGGUAACCUUGAAAUAAAUCCAUCAAACAUCGACACAACAAAAAUUGAAUGUGAAUCUGUUUUAAACGCAGCCAGAAUUAAUGUUGCAAGAGUUGUGAAAAAAGAGUUUAAAAAUCAGAAUAUGCCUCAAUGUACAAUGAACUGCGCCAUGAGAGUGUACAGAAGAAACAAAAUGUUUGAAAACUCAAUUGCGAUGGCAUUUUCGGAAAAGCUCGAUAUAUCCCCAGAAAUAAACGAGCGAAAUAAGGAAAACAUUCAAGCUAGAAUAGAAUUUUUUUCUAAAGGAAUCAUUCGAUGUUUUUUAAAAAAUUAA